Messenger RNA from Neurospora crassa OR74A, 3180 nucleotides. Its product is annotated as DNA ligase I. Gene Ontology annotation, biological process: lagging strand elongation; mitochondrial DNA repair; double-strand break repair via alternative nonhomologous end joining. Bases 138 to 2891 code for a protein of 917 amino acids. The record is from RefSeq and is a predicted model, not a curated record. Gene Ontology annotation, molecular function: DNA ligase (ATP) activity; DNA binding; ATP binding. Lineage: Eukaryota; Fungi; Ascomycota; Sordariomycetes; Sordariales; Sordariaceae. The transcript has 2 exons. Gene Ontology annotation, cellular component: DNA ligase III-XRCC1 complex.
AAAAGAAAAGAAGACUGAACAACAGUCAACGAGUUCUUGUUAUGAGGCCGCCUUGAACCCUUUUGCAUCCAUCAUGAGCCUCUUUGAUCCGUGACUUUCUGAACUCUAUACUCCAAACACUUUCCCACCCCAAAACAAUGUCCAGUCCAGCCAAGAAACGCAAACUCAACUCGGGCACAAAACAAUCUUUUUCUGUUCCCAGCAGAGGCCUUGAGUACUUUUUCGCUAAACAAAAGCAGAAUGGUGCUUCUAAGGAACCAUCUCCUUUGCCCAAGGAAUCCGACUCCCAGCCUGCUCAGCAAGGGUCGUCAGAAGAGCAUUUGAAUGAUGAGGAGCUUGCGCGAAAGCUGCAGGCCGAAUGGGAUGCUGAAGCAAGGGCCUCAUCAACACCGAGGGAAAAUGAUGUUCGCUCGCAGGAUGUCGCAGUGUCGACAACAGAGCCCGUGGACACAGAUGGCGUUGAACCAACCAAUGAGUCAAAUCCACAGACAGUAACCGCACCACCCAAGGCUGACCGGCCCAAAGGGAAGAAUACAUUGUCACUCUCUUCCGCAGCCGCUACAGAAGACCAGGCAUCGGCAUCUAUUCCUCUUGACGAAAGUCCCUUGACCUUCAAUCCAUCCAAGUACAUCCCCCAGCUCCAGGAAUCGUGGGCCACUGAUGGAGGUGAUGCGUCCUACGCCCUCCUUAUACGAUGCUUUGUCUUGGUUAGCAGCACCACAAGCAGGAUCAAAAUUGUCGACACGCUAGUCAACUGUGUCCGACUGUUGAUUGAAGGAGAUCCGUCCAGCUUGUUGCCCGCAGUAUGGCUGGCAACGAACGCAAUUUCCCCACCGUACGUGUCUAUGGAACUUGGUUUGGGUGGUUCUGCUAUCUCAAAGGCUCUCAAACAAGUGUGUGGCCUGGACAACAGGUCGCUCAAAGCACUUAACGACAAGCUGGGUGACCCGGGCGAUGUUGCAUUCGAGGCAAAGAAGAAACAGAGCUUUACUCUACGAAAGCCAAAACCGUUAACAAUCAAGGGGGUCUUCCAGUCACUGGUCAAAAUCUCCAAGACUCAAGGGCAGGGCAGCGGUGAUGCAAAGCAGCGGAUUGUUGAUAAACUGCUCCAGGAUGCUCGCGGAGGUGAAGAAAGUAGAUAUGUCGUCAGGACAUUAUGUCAACAUUUGCGCAUCGGAGCUGUCAAAACCACUAUGCUCAUCGCCCUAGCCCGAGCUUUUUUGCUUUCCAAACCUCCAGGCGCGAACAUCCCGACAAAAGACCCAAAUCAACUGGCGAAGCUGAAGAAAGAGGAGCUAGCCGAGGUAUAUGCGAAGGCCGAGGAAAUUGUCAAGGCCUCGUAUGCCCGACAUCCAGAUUACAACGACCUUGUCCCGGUACUGCUAGAGACUGGCGUGUCUGAGGAGUUAUUGGUGCGAUGUGGUCUAACACUUCACAUUCCGUUGCGGCCCAUGCUUGGGGGCAUCACCAGGGACUUGUCAGAAAUGCUCUCUCGACUUCAAGGGCGUGAUUUCGCUUGCGAGUACAAGUACGACGGCCAACGUGCCCAAAUUCAUUGUGACGAUAGGGGAGUUGUCUCCAUCUUUUCCCGCCAUCUAGAACUCAUGACAGACAAAUACCCCGAUCUCGUCGCGCUCGUUCCCAAAAUUAGGGGUGAAGAUGUCCAGAGCUUCAUCAUGGAGGGCGAAGUGGUCGCCGUGGACCGGGCCACGGGCGAGCUGAAGAAUUUCCAGACGUUAACGAACCGUGCCAGAAAAGACGUUGCAAUAGGGGCCAUCACUAUCGACGUGUGUCUGUUCGCAUUCGACCUCAUGUAUCUCAACGGACAACCACUUCUCAACAGAUCAUUCCGAGAACGACGAGACAUGUUGCGAUCACUCUUUAUGGAGAUACCGCACCAUUUUACAUGGGUCAAAAGCAUCGAUGCGACAUCCCAAGAGUCGGAAAUAGUCCUCGAGUUCUUCAAGUCGGCCGUUGAUAGCAAGUGUGAAGGUAUCAUGGUCAAGAUUCUCGACAAUCUACCAGAGCUUGAGGCCCCUGGGCCUGACGACAGCACCGACCCAAUAAUACCCACCGAGCUGGUCGCUACCUCCUCUGAUGCCGUCGCGGUCUCGGUCUCGGCCAAAAAGUCCCUAAAGGGAAUGGGCAAAGGCAAUCACGCAGAAACGAAAGCACCUUCCGAUACGCCCAACCCCAACUCCAACGAAAAGAAGCAAUCGCGCCGCAAACCGCUCCUAGCAACCUACGAGCCCGACAAGCGUCUCGACUCCUGGCUCAAAGUCAAAAAAGACUACAUCGGCACCUCCGCCGGCGUCGACACGCUGGACCUAAUACCCAUCGCCGCCUGGCACGGCACCGGCCGCAAAGCCAAGUGGUGGUCACCAAUCCUGCUAGCCGUGCGCAACGAAGAAACCGGCUCGCUCGAAGCAGUGUGCAAGUGCAUGUCGGGCUUCACCGAUUCCUUCUACAAAGCCAACCGCGAGGUUUACGACAAGGACGGCUCCUUCAGUUCCGAUGGGGAGCCCAAGAAUGUACAUGUGGCGAAGCCGGGAUUUGUCGAGUACGCGGGAGGCAACCCGGAUGUGUGGUUUGAGCCGCAGGAGGUGUGGGAAGUGGCGUUUGCGGAUAUCACGAUUAGUCCGACGUACACGGCGGCGAUUGGGUUGGUGCGGGAGGAUAAGGGGCUGAGUUUGAGGUUUCCGAGGUUCUUGCGGAAGAGGGAGGAUAAGGGAAUUGAGGAGGCAAGUACGAGCGAUUUUUUGGCGGGGUUGUGGAGGAAGCAGGAGGUGAAGGCACCCGCACCGCCGCCGGUCGAGGGUGGAAGGGAAAUUGAUGAAGCGGGUUUGGAGAAUGAGGAUGAGGAUGACGAUGAGUAUGAGGAUGGAGAAUAGGACGCUGGUGAUGAUUCAUCGCCAUUUUUACCACGUUCUUCUUUAGCAAUGCCUCGGUUGACGCUGAUUUGCAAAUCACCAUAGUUGCACAAAGAAGCGGACUGUAAGAGCAUCAUUGCGUGUACGACUAUUUUCAUUCGCGCCUCCUUGUUGGUAUCUAAUCUCGCCUGUUUUUUCACACUUCCCUCCACGCCACAUCUCCCUACUCCUUCCACGCCCUGUACAGGAUCUUGCAUCCAUACUUCUCUCCCUUCUUCAACAACAUCUGCCCCUUCCACUCGGGCACAUU